UUUUUUUUUUUUAAUUUUAAUUUUUGAUGUGAUAUAUUUGACAUCAAAAGAUUAAAAGAUAUGUUAAUAUAUUUAACACAACAUAACUAUAAAAUUCAAUUUUUUUAUUUUUUUAAAUUUCGUAAUAAAAAAAAGAGAUUCAUUUUUGUUAAAUGGAGGGAGGGAGUAAUAAAUAAUUAAGGAAAGUGGUUUUAGGAAAAUUUGAUUUAAGCUGUCUGUUUUCUGGAAUGCAUUGGUAUUUUUAAUUUGAGAAAUACAAAAGAACAUCAGUGGAGAAAGAAGAAAGUAUGGAGGAAAUAGGAUUUCUGGGGAUGGGUAUUAUGGGAAAAGCAAUGGCCAUCAACUUGCUGCGCCAUGGUUUCAAGGUUACUGUUUGGAAUCGCACUCUCUCCAGGUGUGAUGAGCUAGUGCAGCAUGGAGCCUCUGUUGGAGAAACUCCUGCAGCAGUAGUCAAGAAAUGCAAGUAUACAAUUGCAAUGUUGUCUGAUCCAGCUGCAGCUCUUUCAGUGGUUUUUGACAAAGAUGGUGCUCUUGAGCAGCUAUGUGGUGGAAAGGGGUAUAUUGACAUGUCAACCGUUGAUGCUGAUACUUCUUCAAAGAUUAGUGAGGCCAUUACAUCAAAGGGUGGUUCUUUCCUUGAAGGUCCAGUUUCAGGGAGCAAAAAGCCAGCUGAAGAUGGCCAACUAGUAAUCCUAGCGGCUGGUGACAAGGUAAAAUUAUUUAGCAUAAUGGAAGCACACUCUUAUAUUACCUCCGUAUUUCUCUCUGGUUUUGCAUGAAUUUGAGGUUCAACUUGCGAAAACGAUAGCCGUGAGAUUGCUAAAAGAGAUCUAAAGGUAGAUAAAUAGCUACAAGAAACUAGCCACUUAAAGCAAAUGUCAUGGAUAGCUUCCCAAGUGUAAAUUGGUAUAGCACUAGUGUCGCACAUUGGGUUAACAUAGCAAAAGUUAUUCAGGUGUAUGAAAUUUGUGUUACAUCCAUUCUCUCGUAUUCUUCUCCUUAUCUUCCACAAAAAGAAAGCAAUGUAGAAGGAGUAUUCUUCUUCUUAUCUUCCACAGAAAGCAAUGUAGAAGGAAUACUAUGUCAAUUUUAUCACUAUCUACCCCUCAAACUGUAACGAAGAUGCAAGUUAACAUAGCAAAAUACGUACUGAAUGACUUAUCAAACGUGCCAAUGGUGUGUCCACUUAGUGCUGCACGUUGAAAGAAAAGUAUUUUUGUUCGUUGAAAAAAUUCGACCAACAGAAUUGAGGGAGAGUAAUAUUUAUUUGUGUAUUUUUUGUGGGUCGAUUUGGCAGGUUAGAUUAUGGUGCGUUUUAUUUUUAAAAAACGAGUCAUUUAAUGUUGAUUUGAGUGUUUCUAUUAAAAGAAUGGUACAUGUGAAAAGUGUCUUAACAAAGAGGAUAAAUUUAUUCUCAAAGCAUAACAUUGAGGGUAAAUUUGGCCCCAAAGUAUGAUAUCAAGGAUAAAUUUGACCCGAAAGUACGAUAAAUGGUAUAUUUGGCCAGUUUUUUAAAGUAGAGGGAUAAAUUUGACCCUUUUCCCUAAUUUAUUUGAUAUCUAAAUAAUCUUGCCUUUGAGGAAAGACUUAACCAAAGACUUUCAAACUACAGGUUAUGGCACAUGGGUAGGAGUUGACACUACCACAUUAUGUUUUUAGAACCCGUUUGGAUAAGCU
Messenger RNA from Capsicum annuum, 1677 nucleotides. RefSeq names its product glyoxylate/succinic semialdehyde reductase 1. The coding region runs from base 288 to 779 and encodes 163 amino acids. The record is from RefSeq and is a predicted model, not a curated record. NCBI's taxonomy places the organism in Eukaryota, Viridiplantae, Streptophyta, Magnoliopsida, Solanales, Solanaceae. Gene Ontology annotation, cellular component: cytosol. Gene Ontology annotation, molecular function: NADP binding; 3-hydroxybutyrate dehydrogenase activity. The transcript is spliced from 4 exons.